This is a messenger RNA of Didymodactylos carnosus, 354 nucleotides long. NCBI's taxonomy places the organism in Eukaryota, Metazoa, Rotifera, Eurotatoria, Philodinida, Philodinidae. The record is from the annotation of a GenBank genome assembly.
AUGAACGGUGCUUAUCCGUCUGAUUUAAUACAAAGUCAAACACCAAAUGCUUUUCUAUAUUUAUGUAGAAAUUACACGUUAAAAAUGAUUGAUUAUUAUUUUGAUUUAUAUCCCUAUUUGUGUCAAUUGAUUCAGAAUGAAUUUCAACACUGUUCGAUAAAAACAUCAACAAUCAUGAAUGUUGAUGAUGAUUGUUCGAUAUUAAAAUUACCCGAUUCAGCAUUAUGUGUAAUGUACAGAAAAUUAACAAUUGACGCAACAAAUGACGAACAAAUAAAUUCUUUUUAUGACUUAACCAAAAUAAGUUUACUAUCAUUUAGCAAAACAGAAAAACAAAUCUAUUUAUUUACGUAG